This is a messenger RNA of Cyclocybe aegerita, 582 nucleotides long. The record is from the annotation of a GenBank genome assembly. Lineage: Eukaryota; Fungi; Basidiomycota; Agaricomycetes; Agaricales; Hemipholiotaceae.
AUGCCAUUCCAAACGGAUGAGACUUGGCCCGCUGGCCUUCACAUCAUUUUCAACCAUGCUCGCGCCAAGCGCACUACAUUCGAAAAUCGUUACUAUGGUCCCUACGACAAACUCCUGAACUACUGCUUUGGAGAGUCCUUCGCCUUCUACGUCGCUCCGCAGAAUCCUCCCAGGGACGAUAGCCGGCGUGACCCCGUCGACUUCAUCGUCUUCCUGGUCGUAUUCGACAACGACGACAAGCCUGUCCUGAUCGUCGACGUUAAGGAUGACGGUUGGAAGGAGAAGGCUGAAUUACGCUAUCGCGCAGACGAACAAAUGCGCGGUAGGUACGCAUUGAUGCUGGACGACUGUCCUCUCCCUCGUCUAUGGGGCAUCAGCCUUCUCGGCACUUCCGCACGCGUCUACUGUGGUGACACCGCCACGUAUCAGGUGCAACCUCCCCCCAUCGUGCGCCCCGACCCUUCGCGUGUUCUUUUGCCAACCUUUUUAGCUGGGGAGUGGGACAUGGACAUCAUGACGGAGGAGGGAUUUGAGAAGAUGAAGGAAAUCGUGACUGAUAUCCUAGCUCAUGCCGGCAAUUAG